Molecule: messenger RNA, 1023 nt
Organism: Talaromyces amestolkiae
Lineage: Eukaryota; Fungi; Ascomycota; Eurotiomycetes; Eurotiales; Trichocomaceae
Exons: 2
Coding region: 1-1023 (340 amino acids)
Molecular function (GO): hydrolase activity
Source: RefSeq, a predicted model, not a curated record
AUGGCCGGCGUAACUCAACCCCCCUACCCCCUCCAUCCCUCCAUCGCCUCUCGCAUCCAUCCCGAGUAUGCCGCCUUUUACAACGAAUACAUCAUCAACCAACAACAAGUCCACCUCCAACCCGUCGCCGCCUCUCGCACAUCAGGCGUCCUGAUCCCCGGUGGCGGUCCCGUUCUACCAGUCGGCAAAACAGAGGACAUCGCCAUCAAACGCGUCGAAACUGAAGGUCCUGAUGUGUUGGUGCGAGUAUUCACACCCGAAACACCAGCCCCGGAAGGUGGAUAUGGCGUUAUGUUGUAUAUGCAUGGAGGUGGAUGGGUGUUGGGGAACAUAAAUACCGAGAAUACGGUCUGCACGAAUAUCUGUAAGAGAGCGGGUGUUGUGGUUGUUAGUGUUGAUUAUCGACUUGCUCCCGAAAACCCCUUCCCAGCCGCCGUGCACGACUGCUGGGAAGCCCUCCUCUGGCUUCACACCCCUUCCACAAUUUCUCAUCUAAACAUCAACGUGACCUCCAAACUCAGCGUCGGCGGCUCCUCUGCCGGCGGCAACCUCGCCGCCGUCCUAACGCACAAAGCGCUCCUCGAACGACCAGGCCAAAUCAACAUCGUCGCGCAAGCCCUCAGCGUCCCCGUAACCGACAACACCGCCACUCCCCAGAACAACUGGGCAUGGAAAGAAUUCGAAUUUACAGCCGCAUUACCAGCGCUGAAAAUGAUGUGGUAUCGCAGACAUUACCUGCCCGAUGAGAAAGAAUGGAGCAACCCCGAAGCGUCGCCGCUGUUGUAUGGUAACGAAGAUGGGCAUUGGGCGAAGUUGCCGCCGGCGGUUGUGGUGGUGGGAGAGCUGGAUGUGCUCAGGGGUGAGGGGGAGGCGUAUGCGAAGAAGUUGCAGGAGAAUGGGGUUAGGGCGGAGGUGCAUGUUAUGAAGGGGAUGCCGCAUCCGUUUUUGGCGAUGGAUGCAGUGUUGGAGGCGGGGAGGGAGGCGAUUACGUUGUUGGUGGAGGCUGUUAAGAGUUCUCUUUGA